AUGUUGCGCACCCUACAACCGGCGGCUGUCGCUGCGGCGCUUGCGGCAGCUGGCGGCAGGCGUGCCGCCGCCGGCCGCGGAGGAGCAGCCCCAGCGCCGUACAGCACCAGCGCCGGCGCCCUGGACUGGCUGCGCAAGUUCACCAACUACGAGCAGAGCGGCGUGCCGCAGGCGGCGGGCACCAACACAGACGCCGGCUUCGAUCUGGCUCGCAUGCGGCGCCUGCUGGCAGACUUGGGCGACCCGCACCACGCCUGGCCCGCGGCGGCCCAUGUGGCGGGCACCAAGGGCAAGGGCUCCACCGUGGCGAUGCUGGGCAGCAUCCUGGCGGCGGCGGGGUACAAGGCAGGGGCGUACACAAGCCCCCACAUCCAGGCCUUGAACGAGCGCAUAGCGGUGGGCGGCCGCCCCAUCUCGGACGCAGAUCUGGAGGGCCUGCUGGCGAGGCACGGCGGCGCGGUGGAGGCGGCUCACCUGCGGGAGGGCGGCGCCCUCAGCGACUUUGAGAUAGUCACAGCGCUGGCCUACAAGCACUUCCAGGAGCAGCAGGCAGGCGGCGGGACGGGGCUUGCCGCGAGAGGGCCUUUAAUGCCGCCGGAUGCAUCUGUCAUCGCGGCGGUGGGCCACGACCACGCUGCGGCGCUGGGCGGCAGCAUAGAGAGCAUAGCAGCGGCCAAGGCGGGGAUCAUGCAGGCAGGGCGGCCGGUGGUGCUGGCAAGGCAGCCCGACGCUGCGGCAGAGGCUGUGCUGCUCCAGAGAGCUCAAGAGCUGGACUGCCCAGUCAUCCACGCGCCGCAAGAAGUGGAGUUUGCAGCGGCCAAGGCAGCAGCGGCCAGCAGCAGCAGCGGCAGCAGCGGCAGCAGCGACAGCUUGCUGCAGCUGUUACGGCAGCGGCGCCGGAUGGUGCUGCGCGGCCAGACGGCAGCGGCAUUUGUGGGGUCAGGGUCGCCAGUGGAGCUGGACGUGCGCCUGCGCCUGCUGGGCUCCCACCAGCUGGACAAUGCGGCGGCGGCAGUGGCGGCGGCGGCCUGCCUGCGGCGGCACGGCCUGGACCGCGUCGACCUGCGGUCCGUGGCGGCUGGGCUGGAGGCCGCGACGCUGCCUGGCAGGUUCCAGGUGUGCCAGUUUGCAGAGGAUGCCGAGGCGGCGGCAGAGGCGGCCGCGCGGGCUGCGCAGGGCGGCAGCAGCGGCGGUGACGGCGGCGGCGGCGAGGCGGGGCCCUGGGUGGUGCUGGAUGGAGCGCACACGCCCGAGUCGUCGGCGGCGCUGGCAAGCACGCUGCGGGAGGCCUUCCCCACCGCGCCGGUGGCUGUAGUCAUGGCAAUGGCCGAAGACAAGCAGCACAGGGAGUUCUGCUUGGCGCUGCGAGCGGUGGAGCCGUCAGUGGUGGUGUUCACAACGGUGGCCAUCGCCGGCGGCGCAGCGCGCGCAGCGGGCCCCGGCCAGCUGGCGGGCGCCUGGCAGGCAGCCGCCAUCCUGGGCGGCGGCCGGCGGCGCGGCGGGCCGCGCACCCGCGAGCUCAUCCAGGCCUCGCUGACGGCGGCAGUGGAGCGCGCUCGCAUGGAGCUGCGGGCGCAGCGCGGCGAGCGCGGCGUGGUGCUGGUGUGCGGCAGCCUGCACGCCGUGGGCGCGGCGCUGGCGCAGCUGCCGCUGGCCUGUUGA
Chlorella variabilis is the source of this 1662-nucleotide messenger RNA. RefSeq lists its product as hypothetical. Gene Ontology annotation, molecular function: tetrahydrofolylpolyglutamate synthase activity; ATP binding. Gene Ontology annotation, cellular component: cytosol; mitochondrion; cytoplasm. The record is from RefSeq and is a predicted model, not a curated record. The transcript is spliced from 7 exons. Bases 1 to 1662 code for a protein of 553 amino acids. Lineage: Eukaryota; Viridiplantae; Chlorophyta; Trebouxiophyceae; Chlorellales; Chlorellaceae. Gene Ontology annotation, biological process: tetrahydrofolylpolyglutamate biosynthetic process.